AUGUUUUAUGAAUAUAAGGGUGAGGGCAGUGUGGUGGCGUCCGGCGUAGUUGGCGUGCAAGUAAACCCGCGUACAGGCUCGCGGCUGAAAGCGGAAGUGAGAUGCGACGGUGCGCCGACGUUGCCACCUUCGCCACGUUUCACCAGACACAAUCACAACCAUCUUGGUGUCGGAAGUACUGGCACUGGCGGCACGGCAGAUGGCGCUGGCGGCGACGCGACAUGCGCGCGGGCUUGCGUGCUCUGCGCGUGUUGCGGUUGCACGCUGCGUGAAGCGGCAGCACGCCACGAGCAACGAGUCGCCGCUAACGAGCGCCUCGAACGAGCUAACCUCGAAUGGAAACAGGUGGCGGUCGUAGCAGAUCGCGCGUUACUAGCUGUAUUUGUGCUAGUAACAACUAUCGCUACAGCGGCCAUACUACUGCCGCAAUUAAACAAUUUGCACGUCGGAAACACGCCUUUAAAGCCACCCACUUAGAGUUUAAUGUUGUACAGGUGGGCAAAAAGACUAUAACCAACGAAUUAAAUCGUCGCGUCAGUGUACGAAUAGAUGGUGAAAAAAAAACUUAAAGCUGAAGUGGUGAAGAUAAGUGGGAUGUUCGUGUGUACAGUGCAUAGUG
This is a messenger RNA of Diatraea saccharalis (sugarcane borer), 619 nucleotides long. Lineage: Eukaryota; Metazoa; Arthropoda; Insecta; Lepidoptera; Crambidae. The record is from the annotation of a GenBank genome assembly.